AUGUCUGCUGAGAAUCAGAUGGAUGUCGCUCGAAAGAAGAAUAUGGAUUUUGAUAUUGACGAGAAGCUGGAUGUACCUCAAUACAAGCAGGAUGCUUUUGGCGAUGAGGAGUUUGCAGAGGUUAAAUAUAAGGUGUUGAGAUGGUGGCAAUGUGGACUUCUCAUGGUUGCUGAAACUGUGUCUUUGGGUGUUCUCUCGCUCCCAGCUGCCAUCGCAGGUCUUGGUCUUGUGCCUGCCAUUAUAGUCUUAAUUGCCCUUGGCCUGAUUGCUUCAUAUACCGGCUUCAUCAUGGGCCAGAUGAAGUUGAAAUUCCCCCAUAUAACAACCAUGUCCGAUGCAGGUGAGGUUGUAGGAGGAAAGAUUGGGCGCGAGUUUGUCGGCAUCUGCUGGAUCCUCUUCUUUAUCUUCAUCAUGUCGAGUCAUCUCUUGACAUUCACCGUGGCCAUGAACACGAUUACCAACCACGGCACAUGUUCCAUAGUGUUCGGUAUCGUCGGCAUGGUUCUUUCAUUUGUGUGUUCUCUUCCUCGGACACUAGAGAAGAUGUCCUGGUUAUCUAUUGUCUCAUUCUGCAGCAUUAUCACUGCUGUGCUCAUCACCAUGAUUGCAGUCGGUAUCGAAAAGCCCGGCGACGGCGUCAAGGCUGUCGCCGACACAAACCUCUACCACGGUUUCACAGCUGUAUGCAACAUCGUCUUCGCAUUCUGUGGCCACGGCGCUUUCUUUGGUCUCAUGGCUGAGUUGAAGAACCCGAAAGACUUCACCAAGUCGCUUUGUCUGCUCCAAGGCAUCGAUAUAUGCCUGUACCUCGUUGCUUCGGUAGUCAUCUACGUUUAUGCAGGUGAUAGCGUCACCUCACCGGCUUUGGGCUCCGCUUCGCCGAUAGUUGCCAAGAUUGCCUAUGGCAUCGCUCUCCCUACGAUCGUUAUUGCCGGCGUGAUCAACGGCCAUGUCGCUUUCAAGUACGUUUACGUCCGCAUCUUCCGCGGCACAGACCGCAUGCACAAGCGUGACUGGAUCGCUGUCUGCUCCUGGGGUGGCAUUGCCUUGGGUAUGUGGGUGCUAGCCUGGAUCAUUUCGUCCGCAAUCCCCGUGUUCAGUGAUUUGUUAAGUUUGAUUACUGCACUGUUUGCUAGCUGGUUCACCUUUGGCUUCCCAGCUAUUCUGUGGCUGUUUAUGAAUCGGGGCCUGUAUCUUUCUUCGUGGAAGAAGAUUGUGCUUACGGUGAUUAAUCUACUUAUUUUUGCCUUGGCCUGUGCUAUUUGUGGUCUCGGUCUUUGGGUGUCUGGGAAAGCCCUCCACGAUAAUCCUAGUAGCGCGAGUUUCUCGUGCGCUAAUAAUGCUUAA
Penicillium taxi is the source of this 1347-nucleotide messenger RNA. RefSeq names its product neutral amino acid permease. Gene Ontology annotation, cellular component: vacuolar membrane. Lineage: Eukaryota; Fungi; Ascomycota; Eurotiomycetes; Eurotiales; Aspergillaceae. Gene Ontology annotation, biological process: amino acid transmembrane transport. Gene Ontology annotation, molecular function: amino acid transmembrane transporter activity. The coding region runs from base 1 to 1347 and encodes 448 amino acids. The transcript is spliced from 8 exons. The record is from RefSeq and is a predicted model, not a curated record.